AAGCUCUGACAUCAUCUACUGAAGAUUCAGCCUGGACAGCCAAGGGGGUAUAUGUGUGGCCAAGGAUGAUGGCGGGGGCAUGAGCCCAAUGGAACAGCCAGGAACUGCAGCCAGCCCCGUCUCCAACAGCAUGUUCAGCUGGGUCAGCAAGGAUGCCCGCCGCAAGAAAGAGCCGGAGCUCUUCCAGACUGUGGCCGAGGGGCUGCGGCAGCUGUACGCGCAGAAGCUGCUGCCCCUGGAGGAGUACUACCGCUUCCACGAGUUCCACUCGCCCGCGCUGGAGGACGCUGACUUCGACAACAAGCCCAUGGUGCUCCUCGUGGGCCAGUACAGCACGGGCAAGACCACUUUCAUCCGGCACCUGAUCGAGCAAGACUUCCCGGGGAUGCGCAUCGGGCCCGAGCCCACCACCGACUCCUUCAUCGCCGUCAUGCACGGCCCCACCGAGGGCGUGGUGCCGGGCAACGCGCUUGUCGUCGACCCGCGGCGCCCCUUCCGCAAGCUCAACGCCUUCGGCAACGCCUUCCUCAACAGGUUCAUGUGUGCCCAGCUGCCCAACCCAGUCCUGGACAGUAUCAGCAUCAUUGACACUCCUGGGAUCCUGUCCGGGGAGAAACAGCGCAUCAGCAGAGGUUACGACUUUGCGGCUGUCCUGGAGUGGUUUGCCGAGCGGGUUGACCGCAUCAUCCUGCUCUUCGACGCCCACAAGCUGGACAUCUCUGAUGAGUUCUCGGAAGUCAUCAAGGCCCUCAAGAACCACGAGGACAAGAUCCGCGUGGUGCUCAACAAGGCCGACCAGAUCGAGACGCAGCAGCUGAUGCGGGUGUAUGGGGCCCUCAUGUGGUCCCUGGGGAAGAUCAUCAACACCCCCGAGGUGGUCAGGGUCUACAUCGGCUCCUUCUGGUCCCACCCGCUCCUCAUCCCCGACAACCGCAAGCUCUUUGAGGCCGAGGAGCAGGACCUCUUCAAAGACAUCCAGUCUCUGCCCCGAAACGCUGCCCUCAGGAAGCUCAAUGACCUGAUCAAGCGGGCGCGGCUGGCCAAGGUCCAUGCCUACAUCAUCAGCUCCCUCAAGAAGGAGAUGCCCAACGUCUUUGGGAAGGAGAGCAAGAAGAAAGAGCUGGUGAGCAACCUGGGAGAGAUCUACCAGAAGAUCGAACGGGAGCAUCAGAUCUCGCCUGGGGACUUCCCGAGCCUCCGCAAGAUGCAGGAGCUCCUACAGACCCAGGACUUCAGCAAGUUCCAGGCCUUGAAGCCCAAGCUGCUGGACACAGUGGAUGACAUGCUGGCCAACGACAUUGCCCGGCUGAUGGUGAUGGUGCGCCAGGAGGAGUCCCAGAUGCCCUCGCAGGCUGUCAAGGGCGGCGCCUUCGACGGCACCAUGAACGGGCCCUUUGGGCACGGCUAUGGUGAGGGGGCCGGCGAGGGCAUCGAUGACGUCGAGUGGGUGGUGGGCAAGGACAAGCCCACCUACGACGAGAUCUUCUACACGCUAUCCCCCGUCAACGGCAAGAUCACGGGCGCCAAUGCCAAGAAGGAGAUGGUGAAGUCCAAGCUGCCCAACACGGUGCUGGGGAAGAUCUGGAAGCUGGCCGACGUGGACAAGGACGGGCUGCUGGACGACGAGGAGUUCGCCCUGGCCAACCACCUCAUCAAGGUCAAGCUGGAGGGCCACGAGCUGCCCGCCGACCUGCCCCCACACCUGAUCCCACCCUCCAAGCGGAGGCACGAGUGACUGAGUGACCGGCCUCGCCCCAGCCACCCGCCAUCUCCACACCACCCAGCAGGCAGAGGCCUGGGAGGCAGAGACUGGGGGGAGGGGAAGGCUCACCAUUUCUCAAGGUCCAUAAAGACUGAGCGGAUGUUUCCUCAGCUCUUGAAAAGGAAAACCGCCAUCUUUCUUUUAAGGCUGUCCUGGGCCCGGCGGGGGAGGCAGGGGCGAUGCUCAGAUGUGAAUGAUGGAAUUUUGUGCACAAGAACUAUGGAUAUUUUUAAUAUAUAACGUUAGAGGCACGUUU
Molecule: messenger RNA, 2018 nt
Organism: Microcebus murinus (gray mouse lemur)
Lineage: Eukaryota; Metazoa; Chordata; Mammalia; Primates; Cheirogaleidae
Gene: EHD1
Product: EH domain containing 1
Biological process (GO): endosomal transport; endocytosis
Cellular component (GO): plasma membrane; cytoplasm
Molecular function (GO): calcium ion binding; GTP binding; protein binding
Source: RefSeq, a predicted model, not a curated record